This is a messenger RNA of Lepisosteus oculatus (spotted gar), 2969 nucleotides long. Its product is annotated as collagen and calcium-binding EGF domain-containing protein 1-like. Gene Ontology annotation, molecular function: calcium ion binding. Lineage: Eukaryota; Metazoa; Chordata; Actinopteri; Semionotiformes; Lepisosteidae. The record is from RefSeq and is a predicted model, not a curated record.
GUCAGCCAAUAGUCUUUUUUUCUUCUUCAGAAGUGAGUUUUAAAACAGGAAUGUAAAUCCUCUGGGGAUUAAAGCAGACUUGUACUCAUCACGACACAUGUUGCUACGAACUGCAGCCAGGUCUGGCAAACGGUCUCAGAUCCGAGGAACAUUACUGAGCUACACAGGCGCUGGGCUGUAAUCACAUACGCGCAAUUUCACCACGGGAAUUAAAAAGACGGGCGAAAAGCCUUUUUUUUUUGAGUGGAUACAACAUUUACACCUAUUCCGCAGACACGGUCUCCUAAACUGGUAGCGUAGUUUUACUUAAAAAUUAUUGUCAGCGCCGGUGUCCUGUCUCCUCAGCGCAAUUAGGAUUAGUGUUAUACGAAUAACGAUAAACACGGAUUACUGGCAGAGGAAUGGAUAGGUUAUGUGCUACAUCACUGCCGCUUAUUAUACUUUAUUUCGUUAUAACUGGAGACUCCACUGUGAACGCUCUUAAAAUCCCCGCUGACUCAGACCUUAAGGGAAGAGAAGAUUGUCCAGACAACAACAUCGUGACUGUGGAAUAUCCCUGUGUCACAGCUGGAGGGGAAAAAAGCAUCUGUCUCAGGAGGAGGUGCUGUGAGGGGUACAGGUUUGUGAUGGGCAGGUGCAUCCCAGAAAGCGUGGACGUGUGUGCCCACUCGCCCUGCGAACAGCAGUGCACUGAUAACUUCGGGAGGGUGCUGUGCACCUGUUACCCUGGAUACCGAUUCGACAGAGAGCGCCAUCGGAACCACCAACACCCCUACUGCGUUGAUGUGGACGAGUGUGAGGAGUCCAAUGGCACAGUGUGCGAGCAGGAGUGUGAGAACACCGUGGGCAGCUUCCUGUGUCGCUGCCGCAGCGGCUACACCCUGGCGCCCGACCGCGGCUCCUGCUCCCCUCUGCACAACUUCAGCUCUGCCGGGAAGUCGGAGACUCUGAUGAGCGCUGGCUCCUGUUCGUUCACCUGCCAGGACUUCCUCAACAUGAAGCACAGCCUCCUGCAGCUCAAACAGAGGAUGCUGUCCCUCAGUCUGGCCAAUGACAGUGACAAGCCCCCUAAUAUCUGGAGUGGGAAAGGACCUGAGACCCAAAACCUGCCGGGAAACCCUGGACCUCCAGGCCCUGCUGGGCCCCCAGGACCACGGGGGGAGCCAGGAGGGACAGGGGAGCCUGGACUCAGGGGGCUGCCGGGCCCUCAGGGGCCUCGGGGGGACAUGGGCCCCAUGGGACCAGCUCCCAAUCUGGACCACAUCAAGAGGGGUCGACGAGGACCUGUGGGACCACCAGGGGCACCUGGCAGCAAUGGGCAGAAGGGUGAAAGAGGUUUACCCGGACCUAGAGGCCCUGCCGGUCCUCCAGGUUCCUUUGAUUUCCUCUUACUAAUGAUGGCGGAUAUCCGCAACGACAUCAUCGAGCUGCAGGAGAAAGUGUUUGGCAAAAGGCAGGGCAUCACACUGGAGUCCACAACCCCCUCCAGCAAAGAGGAGGAUUUCAAUGAGUGGGGGUCAGGUCACAGUGAGCAUUCUUUCAGCACAUCACCCCCAUGAAGGACAUGCACCUCCUAGAGGAACACCACCAGCAAAACAAUUAAACCAAAUGGCAUCAUUAAUUCUACUUUGUUUCCUUGUUAAUCUCUUCUACACAGAUGUCAUGUGAAAUGCUAUUUAGCAGGUUUAAUUUUGAGAUGUUACAGUAAAUGAAAAUUGCUUGAAAUUGAGUCACUAUGAUUAACAACUAAAUCAAGGCAUAUCCAAAAGAAGUCGCCACUUUCUGAAAUGUAGCUUUUGCCUUUUUAACCAAACAGGAUUCCAUAUGUCACAAAAUGUGGGAAUUUCCUUUUGCGCUGGCAGCAGGGAGUUGACUCAUGAGCAGACCUCACUCAAUCCUCUGGUGCUCUUUUUUGGCUCAUAAACAAAUUCAAGACAUUUCGUCUAAGGGUCCUGUUGAACAUUGCUGUUCUCACCCUUGCAGAGUGCACACUUGGCAGACAGAGUCCAUUAAGGGAAAAUCAGAAAAAAACCUUCCCUUUUCUUCAUAGAUGAUGGAUUUCUUCUUCACCUUUGGCAAGAGACCAAAGGUAGCCAGGGAUGCAGUUCCAGUUUCUCCACCAGGGAAACACCCCUGGGUUUGCUGUAGACCAACUGCUCUUCUAACGUAUAUGCUGAUUGAACUCAUAAUUAAGUUAUUUCCAAACUGAGAACAAAAGGAAGCAGGAAAACAAAAUGAAAAUUCCUGUACUUGAAAUAAUGAAUGUACCAUGUAGCAUACAGACAGCUGACAGACAGGACAGAUUGGCAGAGCUUUCUUCCCCAGAGACAAUUUCACAUCCCAUUUCAAGGAUAUUUCUGUAAAAGUUAAUUCUUCUCUACAGACAGCAAGAGCCAUUGCAAUUAGAUAAAACAGAAAUCCAAUCAAUAUUGUUCUACUUCUCCACACUUAAAUAAGCCUUUUUCUUGAAAAAAAGAACAUUUUGCCUGAAGCGAACAGCUUUGAUAGUCAUAGAUGAACAUGUAACAUCAUCUCCUCCUGAAAGUGGGAUUCCAGCACAAACUGCAAGACUAACAGGCCACCACCUGUGCAAGGCAGUGGGCCAUGCAGACUGCCAAUACCCAGACCUGCUUUCUCUCCCUCUCAUGUUCUGUCCUUGAGUCUCUCAGCAUUGUCAAUAUUCAGAAAAUGAUUUUUGUAAAAGGUUUCAAUUAGACUUCUUGGCAAUUUACAUUAAAUACCAAAUUAUUAAAUUGACCUACUUUCCCUGAUUUAAUAUUUGUCUUUUUCAGAAUCUAAAUAAAUUGUUGUUGUUUCUUUUAAUUCAGUAAUUCAGUGUUAAAGACUACAAGAUGUUCGUGGACUGCAAACACAAUAUCAGCACCUGCUAAUCAGCAAUAAUGGGUCACUAUUAAAUGAUCAAUUCCUAUAAUGUAAAUAAUUCUAAAUAAAAAAUCUGUUGAAGACCA